AAGAAUGCAUGAAACGGGCAUAACGGAUGAGUGCACUUCUUCCAACGGGUUGCAACCCCUUUACAACACAAUCAUUCAAUCAACGCUUAGGUAUCAAACCGGGAAUAAAAUCAUAAAAGUGGGAUCACAUUUCUGACGUAAUCGGCUAAUUUGAAGAUAUAAAUUUAUCUCAAUUAAUUUAGACCAGUGUUAUAUUGUGUACAUAUAAAUAAUUACACUUAAUUAAAAUCGAAUAGCAAAAAAUCUCAAAAUCCAUAACCGUAGGAAGUCUCCUCCAGCUCAAGUCUAGAAGGAAUGGCUCGCUCCAAAUCGUCCCCACAACGCAAGAGAACGCUUACUUUCGACGAGAAAGUUGCGGAAGUAGAAAAGCGUCGUGUUAAAAAAACUCGCCACGCGAAAUUACCCAAAAACAGGGUGAGGAAAGGGAUUCAUGACAUGACCGCACCUGUUCGAGGUCGAUGCGUCAUAUUUGCAAACAGCAUAUUUCGGAACUGGAAGAUGGAGGACGGUACUCCGAACCUGCCUGGUUACGAACGAGACGCAGAGAAUUUGCAAAAAGUGUUCGAUGACCUUCAUUUCAAAGUGACCGUAUAUAAGAACCGCUCAGCGGAGAAAAUGAGGCAGAAACUGCGGUCUGUGGUAAACUAUCGUGUGAGGGAAAUUGGUGGCCAGAAGCCAAACGCAUUUGUUCUGAUCAUUUUAAGUCAUGGAGAUGAAUCCUCAAUCAUGGGAUCCAACUUCGAUCCAGAUCACGAAGAAUACAAGAACGAUGUCCUGAAGGAAGCAGAAAUCAUUGACAUUUUAAACAAUGAAAACUGUCCACAUUUAAUUGACAGACCAACAUUAAUAUUUCUACAAACUUGCAAAGGAGAUAGAGUGGACUUUGGCGUCUCCAUGCGAGACCCUAGUAGUCCAGACAUCAACGCAGAAGCAGACAGUCAAACAGAGUCAGACUCUGAAAAGGAAGCUAUCGCAGCUAGUGCAAAUAUUUUCAAAGCAGCACUUGCUUCAGAUAGUCCGCCGGAAACGUCCCCCACAGAAUCGGAAAUAUUGAUUUGUUAUUCCACUGUUUCAGGGUAUUGCUCAUUUGUUGGAAGACAUGGAUCUGUAUUUGGGAUUGCAUUGGCACGAGCUCUAAUCAACAACGCUCAUGAUACUGAUAUUCAAAGUCUCAUUAAUUUGAUAAGCGCUGAGAUGAAAGAUGAGUCAACACCGAUAGAUGUUAAUCAGGUUGCGAAGCAAGUUCCACAAGUAACUCUCAAAGGGUGGACAAAGCAAUUAUUUUUUAAUCCAGGAUAUCCUAAGUCAAACAAACGAGGGAAAAUAAACUCCAGUGCCGCUGUCCCCCGAAAAAUAAAUAAAUCAACCGAACAACGCCAAUUUCUCCAACACAUUGACAAACAGCCGAACAAUUUGCCACAUAAAGUAUUCGGAAACGAUAAUACUGAUCCACCCAUUCCCAAAAAGUCACAAAGUCAACCUAAACCAAGAAGUAAUAAAACAAAGCUCUCAAAACGAAAGCGUAAUCCAACGCCAAAGAAGAGAAUUUCUUCUCUAAAGAAACGAUCCCAAGCAGAAAAAAAUCACGGAUUUCUACGUUGGAAAAAACUUGGCAUUUGAUAAAAUGACGGGAAAUGGUGACAGUGGGGUUGCCUCAACUUUGACUGGCUGUAAUGCCAAUGGUUUAAAUGAUUUGGGACGUGAAAAUUAUAAUUCAGUUGGAGCCAGAAGUUCGGCAAAUAAUAAAACCAGAACCCUUCAAGAAUUUCAAAAAUUCAGAAAAAUUGGUCAACUAAAGUUUACACUCCAACGCCAUUAUUUUUGACACAAGAACUGUGGCAGCUAUUAUCCAGCCAAAGUUUUCUCCAGUAAUAGUCUUACAUCGUGACCGAAGAUUUUAUACGAUUUCAAGAAAUAUUUUAUUUAUUUAAUAUUUUAUCUGUGCAAUAUUUUAUGUUGGCGUGUUCAGUUAUUCCUAGUCGUUCUUUUUAUAAAGAAUUCUAUUAAUUAAGUAUGGUUUUAUUUCCUAGUCACGUAAAUGCCUGGACGGUUGUCACUAAUAAAAUCAUUUCUAUUUAUAAAAUCAAAUCCAAAAUUCCUUGUUAAACUUUAUGAUAAGAAUUUUUACCACUACUGAGAAUAAAAAAAUUAGUUUUGUUCUUUA
Messenger RNA from Folsomia candida, 2164 nucleotides. Its product is annotated as caspase-7. Gene Ontology annotation, biological process: proteolysis. The record is from RefSeq and is a predicted model, not a curated record. The transcript has 8 exons. NCBI's taxonomy places the organism in Eukaryota, Metazoa, Arthropoda, Collembola, Entomobryomorpha, Isotomidae. The coding region runs from base 295 to 1620 and encodes 441 amino acids. Gene Ontology annotation, molecular function: cysteine-type endopeptidase activity.